Molecule: messenger RNA, 2514 nt
Organism: Zygotorulaspora mrakii
Lineage: Eukaryota; Fungi; Ascomycota; Saccharomycetes; Saccharomycetales; Saccharomycetaceae
Gene: DAP2
Product: dipeptidyl aminopeptidase
Exons: 1
Coding region: 1-2514 (837 amino acids)
Biological process (GO): proteolysis
Molecular function (GO): dipeptidyl-peptidase activity; serine-type endopeptidase activity
Source: RefSeq, a predicted model, not a curated record
AUGGAGAGUGAUGGCGCUACUGGAAGCAUCAAUAAUGGUGACGCCGAAGUAGAAAGAGUGCCCAUGGAAUCAUUCAAGCAAAGAAAAAGGGAUACAAUUGAUAGAUUUGCCCGACCAGGUGCUAUUGUCCUACUUCUGGUAUGGGGUACGGUGUUACUUCUUAGGAGUAUACUGGCUUUGCGUGGUAAUUCUAGUGGCGAUGACAAUGUACCAGUAUACCAUCUGCCAAAUUCAAGCCACACGGAUGAAGGCUGUUUGAAAGUUUCAUUUGCAAAUGUUAGAAACAGUACUUUUCAACCAGUUGUAAAGUCACUUCAAUGGAUAAGUACUCCUGAUUCUGCUUAUCAUGACAAGGGCCUGUUUGUUACAAUAGCAGAUGACACCUAUGUCGUGAGAUCUGUGUUUGACGAAGACUUCUCUAAGGUGCUAUUGAAUGCAAGCACUUUUCAGUAUGGAGACGUGAAGUAUAACGUAGAUUCAUUGGUAGCAUCACCAGACUUGAGUAAACUGCUCAUCAGGACUAACACCAUUUCAAAUUGGAGGCAUUCAAGUUUUGGAACAUAUUUUGUCUAUGAACAUGAAUCUUCUUCCUUCCAUCUCAUCGGCGAUAACUUAGCCAUUGCUGAGUGGUCACCUAAUUCAAUUGAUAUAUCUUAUGUGCAAGACAAUGACAUAUAUAUAUACUCCACCAAACAUUCAAAGACAACCAAUAGAAUAACCUUCGAUGGAAGCGAGCUAAUCUUCAAUGGGAAGCCUGAUUGGGUGUAUGAAGAAGAAGUAUUGGAAGGUGAUAAAGCGUUAUGGUGGUCUCCCAAAGGAGAAUACCUGGUUUAUUACAGAAUUGACGAAACUGAUGUUGGUGAAUUUUCCAUUCCUUAUUACGUCCAAGAGCAGGAUGAUAUAUAUUCCAAGAUAAGGAAAAUCAAAUAUCCGAAGAGUGGUACUCCAAAUCCCAUAGUAGAACUGUGGGUCUAUGAUCUCGCAAAUGAUUAUGCGUACUCUGCCGACAUCCAGGGUGGUCGCGAAGAGCCCGCAUUUCCGCUUCUUUUAACGGAAGUAGCUUGGGUUGGAAAUAGCAAGCUUAUUGCAAAGACAACUGAUCGUUCAUCCGAUAUACUUUCUGUUUUCCUAGUAGAUGCUGAGAAACAAGUUUCAAAACUAGUUCGUGAAAAUUCAUCAGAUGGCGGAUGGUGGGAAAUUAGCCACGACAUAUUGCAUAUUCCAAAGAAUGAAACCAACGGAAGACGCUAUGAUGGGUACCUCGAUGUGAUGCCAGUUGAUGGCUUUAAUCAUCUCGUUUAUUUUGCUCCUGUAGAGAGUUCGGUCCCAAUACAAUUAACACAUGGUAAAUGGGAGGUAGUGAAUGGCCCUGCUGCCUUUGAUUACCAAUCUAACAUUGUUUAUUUUAUUGCAACGAGAGAAUCGUCUACGGAGAGACAUUUAUAUUCAGUCAACCUGGAUACCCCAAAGGAAUUAAAAGCUAUAACGAACACUCAAGAUAAUGCUGUAUACGACGUCUCAUUUUCAGCUGGAAGCAGAUUCGCUCUUCUUUCAUACAAGGGACCAGAUAUUCCCUAUCAGAAGAUUAUUGAUUUCCAAUCUUACAAGCACGAUAAAAAAAUCAAAGGAAAUGUUAUUGGGGAAACACUUUAUUAUCUCGAAAAAAAUGAUGCCCUAGCUGCACGUUUAUCACUUUAUGAUAUACCUCCUAAAACAUUCCAAACUUUAAAUUUAGGAAAGGAUGAAAACGGAUAUGACAUAGUUGCCAACUCUUUUGAAAUUCUACCCAAUGGUUUCGAUCCCUCGCUGAAGGAUUACUAUCCAGUAUUUUUCUAUGCCUAUGGCGGUCCCAAUUCACAGCAGGUUCUCCAGAGCUUCUCCGUCGGCUUCAAUGAAGUAGUGGCCUCCCAACUAGAUGCGAUUGUUGUCGUCGUUGAUGGCCGUGGGACUGGUUUCAAAGGUAAGGAGUUUAGGUCACUCGUGCGCGACAAUCUUGGCGAUUACGAGGCCCGUGAUCAAAUAGCUGCAGCUGCGCUAUAUGGAUCUAAAAGUUACGUGGACUCGAACAAAAUAUCCUUAUUUGGGUGGUCAUAUGGUGGCUAUUUGACAUUGAAAACCCUGGAGAAAGACGCAGGGCAACAUUUCAAGUUUGGCUUAUCUGUUGCCCCCGUAACUGACUGGAGAUUUUAUGAUUCUGUUUACACAGAACGCUAUAUGCAUACGCCUCAAGAGAAUGGCCACGGUUACAAUCAGUCUGCCGUUCGCAACGUAACAGCAAUUGCCGAAGCAACAAGGUUUUUACUGAUGCACGGAACCGGUGAUGACAACGUCCACUUUCAGAAUUCAUUAAAAUUCCUCGAUCUUUUAGAUCUUGCUGGCGUUGAGAACUAUGAUGUCCAUGUCUUUCCAGAUUCCGAUCACAGUAUAAGAUACCAUAACGCCAAUAUCAUCGUCUAUGACAAACUACUUACCUGGACAAAAUUGGCUUUCACGAGCUCCUUCAUAAAUAAUUAG